Messenger RNA from Cordyceps fumosorosea ARSEF 2679, 786 nucleotides. Its product is annotated as restless-like transposase. The transcript has a single exon. The record is from RefSeq and is a predicted model, not a curated record. NCBI's taxonomy places the organism in Eukaryota, Fungi, Ascomycota, Sordariomycetes, Hypocreales, Cordycipitaceae. Bases 1 to 786 code for a protein of 261 amino acids.
AUGAAGCUCGACCCUCUAAAGCCGAAGGAGCAAGCCUUGUCCAACCACAUCAUCAAAAGUUUCAACCGAACCCAUUUCCAGAACCUGCUAAUGGAGUGGAUUGUGGGCAAUAAUCUCGCCUUUGCGACCGUGGAACACAAAGAGCUUCAGGCCAUAUUUGAAUACCUGAACCCGUCAGUGCGCAUCUGUGGCGCAAACCUCACGGCCGAUUCGAUUCGAUCGAGGGUCCUCUCGGCAUAUAAAGAGCAUAAGGAUAAGGUUAUUGAAGUCCUCCAGCGAAGCCUUGGGUUGGUGCAUCUCUCCUUCGACGGAUGGCGGUCGGGAAAUCGCCUGGCUCUCUAUGGAAUCGCGUGCUUCUACCGAGACGAGAACAACAAACCCUGCAAGAUUGCAAUCGGCGUCCCGGGGUUGUCGUCCAGGCACUCUGGCGCGAACAUUGCGACCCAGAUUCUCGACGUAAUUGACCAGUAUGCCAUUCGAGACAAAGUGGGUUACUUCACUCUUGACAAUGCGGAGAACAAUGACACAGCUAUGGAUGAGAUUGGGAAAGAUCUCGGCUUUGACGGGAGGAUGAGGCGGGGUCGUUGCUACGGACACAUCCUCAACCUUUCUGCUAAGGCACUGCUAUUCGGGAAGAACCUGGGUGCGUUCGAAACCGAGCUUACGGGUGAUGCAUUGCUGGCCGAGGCCGAAUACGAGCUUUGGCAGAAGAGAGGCCCUCUGGGCAAGAUUCAUAACAUCGUGGCGGAGAUCCAUCGCUCGGAUCGGCUGACAUACAUGCUUUAG